Lactuca saligna is the source of this 1488-nucleotide messenger RNA. NCBI's taxonomy places the organism in Eukaryota, Viridiplantae, Streptophyta, Magnoliopsida, Asterales, Asteraceae. The record is from the annotation of a GenBank genome assembly.
AUGGAAGCUCUCAUCACUCCAUUAUCAUCCCCUCCGCUUUCACUUUACCAGAAACCUUCUUCUUCAUUCUCGCCAUUAACAACCUCCCCUCUCUUCUUCCCUAAACCCCACAAACAUCUCCGUCACAGAAUCCAAAACAGCAAGUACGGCAACUUCCUUGAUUUGAUCCCAGAAAACAAAUCCGACCCGAUUAAAUUCGACCUCAAUUGGCUCGAUCCAUCUCAAAAACCACGACUCGACCUCAUCGUAAUCGGAGCUGGUCCAGCUGGGCUUUGUUUGGCUGAAAGAGUUUCUCGAUAUGGGAUCCGGGUUUGUUGUGUUGAUCCGGACCCACUUUCCAUGUGGCCUAACAAUUACGGGUCUUGGGUCGAUGAGCUAUCAAGCUUAGGACUUGAAGAUUGUUUUGAUAAAACAUGGCCCAUGUCUUCUGUUCAUAUCGACGAUCAUAAAACCAAGUAUCUCGAUCGGCCUUAUGGUAGAAUUAACAGAAAGACGUUGAAGAUGAAGUUGCUUUCAGGGUGUUUAUCAAAUGGGGUUAAAUUCCAUAAAGCGAAAGCGUGGAAAGUUAAUCAUCAAGAAUUUGAAUCCUCCAUUGUUUGUGAUGAUGGUAGUGAGUUGAAAGCAAGUUUGAUUGUGGACGCAAGUGGUUUUGCAAGUUCUUUUGUGGAAUACGAUAAGCCAAGAAACCAUGGUUACCAAAUUGCUCAUGGGAUUUUAGCAGAAGUUGAAGAACACCCGUUUGAUCUAGACAAGAUGUUACUCAUGGAUUGGAGAGAUUCCCACUUAGGAAAUGAGCCUAAUUUACGCGUAAGCAAUUCUAGAUUCCCCACUUUUUUAUAUGCGAUGCCAUUCGAUUCGAAUCUAGUCUUUCUAGAAGAAACUUCCUUGGUUAGCCGGCCGGUUUUAUCUUACAAAGAGGUCAAAGCAAGAAUGGUGGCAAGGUUAAGGCAUAUGGGUAUUAGAGUCAAAAGAGUGAUCGAGAGUGAAAAAUGUCUUAUUCCAAUGGGUGGGCCACUUCCAAAGAUUCCCCAAUCAGUGAUGGGGAUUGGGGGAACGGCUGGACUGGCCCACCCAUCUACAGGAUAUAUGGUGGCUAAGACGUUGGCUCUGGCCCCAAUUUUGGCUGAGUCCAUUGUUGAGUGUCUUGGUUCGACACGGAUGAUUAGAGGGCAACCGCUUUAUCAUAGAGUGUGGAAUGGGUUGUGGCCUAUUGAGAGGAGAUUAACAAGGGAGUUUUAUACAUUUGGAAUGGAGACACUUUUGAAACUUGAUUUGGAAGGGACAAGAAGCUUUUUUGAUGCUUUUUUCGAUUUGAAUCCGGAAUAUUGGCAUGGGUUUUUGUCAUCAAGAUUGUCGAUUACGGAACUUGCUAUGUUAAGUUUGUCAUUGUUUGGACACUCAUCGAAUUCAUCGAAAUUUGAUAUUGUUACAAAGUGUCCGGCUCCUUUGGUCAAGAUGAUGGGCAAUGUAGUACUUGAUGCCAUUUGA